Molecule: messenger RNA, 615 nt
Organism: Coffea arabica (coffee)
Lineage: Eukaryota; Viridiplantae; Streptophyta; Magnoliopsida; Gentianales; Rubiaceae
Product: beta-amyrin 6-beta-monooxygenase-like
Biological process (GO): sterol metabolic process
Molecular function (GO): oxidoreductase activity, acting on paired donors, with incorporation or reduction of molecular oxygen; heme binding; monooxygenase activity
Source: RefSeq, a predicted model, not a curated record
AUGGAGCUCAAAACUACCACCAGGUGCACUGGGAUAGCCUAUUCUUGGAGAAAAUUUGAAGUUAGCCGCAUCAGGCCAGAGAAGUUUAUUCAGGAGAGAUCUGCAUCACUAAUCAAGCCUUUACAAUUUCUGUCUCCUGGAGAAAAUUCCUUGAAGGAAUUCACUGCAAAAAAUCGUAGUUCUAUUGAAGAAAUUCUGAAGCCUCAAGCUCUAAAACAUUAUAUUCCAAUCACGGAUUCUAUGGCUCGUGAUCAGCUCGAGACUAAUUGGGCUCCUUUUAAAGAGGUGAAGGUUUAUCCUUUGUCCAAGAAGUAUACAUUUUCAUUGGCCUGUAGAUUGUUUUUGGGCGUUGAAGAUCAUAAAGUUGUUAAAACAUUGUCUAAUUCCUUCAAUGUUGCUUUAUCUGGGAUGUAUUCUAUCCCAAUUGAUUUGCCUGGGACGGCUUAUAAUAAAGCUUUGAAAGGAGGCAAUUUAGUAAAGGAUGAGAUUUUAAAGAUCUUGAAGAAGAGGAAAACAGAGCUCUUAGAUAAUAGGAAUAUUGCUGCUGAAGGUUUAGACAUGUUAUCUCGUUUGCUGCUUCAAAGUGAUGAAAAUGGUAGUUUCUCUAAGGAAUAA